This is a messenger RNA of Apis laboriosa (Himalayan honeybee), 2023 nucleotides long. Its product is annotated as peroxiredoxin-5, mitochondrial-like. Bases 609 to 1091 code for a protein of 160 amino acids. Gene Ontology annotation, cellular component: cytoplasm; peroxisome; mitochondrion. The transcript has 3 exons. The record is from RefSeq and is a predicted model, not a curated record. Gene Ontology annotation, molecular function: thioredoxin peroxidase activity. Lineage: Eukaryota; Metazoa; Arthropoda; Insecta; Hymenoptera; Apidae. Gene Ontology annotation, biological process: cell redox homeostasis; hydrogen peroxide catabolic process; cellular response to oxidative stress.
AAUAAAGCUAAGUUAAAAAAAUUAAAAAUAUUUUAUAUUCCUACUAUUAAAAAUAACGAAAUUUAAAAUUGCAAUAAUUUACAUGUUUACAGUAUUCUAUCAAAAAUAUGAUAGUUGGUUUGAAUGUUAUGUUUACAUUGAAAUCUCGAAUACUAUAAAAACUUUACUAAUUAAUAAAAAAUUCUUGUUUACAAAAAAUAAAGCAGUUAUAACCAUCAUUAUAACUGAUGAUUUAACCUUGUACCAACAAAUUGUAAUUCAAUAAGAGUUGCGCCACCAAUCUAACAAACAAUAAACAGAUUCGAGCCAAGAAACCGAUUGGUCGAAUUCUUUUUCGCGAUUCCAAAUCUAGUUAACUGUUGGCAAAAAUUCUCUGAUUGAUCCUCCGAUUUCUGUAAACAUGCCAACUUCUAAAUUUAUCGUAGUUACCAGACAAUCUUGUUGUCAACUAAAAUCAACAAAACAAAACUGGAUGAAGUCAGAAACAAAUUUAUAUAUUCGAUAUUCAUAAUUCUUGUUGAUGAAUAAAUGAAGUUAUAUUCAAUUCAUAUAUUUCUAAUUUAUCUGAAAUUAGAAACACGAUAUAGAAAACUAUAUUGAUUACAGAGAUGCCACAAAUUAGAAAAGGCGACAAAUUACCUAAUAUAAUUUUGUACGAAGCCGUACCGGAAAAUGAAAUCAAUAUUUUAGAUCUAGUGUCUAAUAAGAAAGCUAUUAUUUUUGGAAUUCCUGGAGCAUAUGUUCCCGGAUGUUCUAGAGUCCAUUUGAAGGGAUUUAUUGAAAAAUCAACAGACCUGAAAUGCAUGGGCUUUCAAGAAAUAAUCUGCGUGUCCGUGAAUGAUCCGUUUGUGAUGUCUGCUUGGGGAGAUGCCAAAGGAGCAACUGAUAAAGUGAGAAUGUUAGCAGAUCCUAUGGGAUCUUACACCACAGCUAUUGGAAUGGAUGUAGACAUUCCAGAAUUGGGAGGAAGAAGAAGUAGAAGAUACUCAAUGGCUACCGUAAAUGGUAUUGUAAAGGAAUUAUUUAUAGAUGCACCUAACGUAAAGUUUAUAUGUUUACAGACAGAAGAUUUACCUACAUAUUGUACUUGAUUAUUUUAUUAAAAUAAAUAUGUUUAAUUUUUAGAUUGAUGAAAAAUUUUAAAUGAUCCAUUUAAGUAUAAGAUCCAUAAGUAUUAUACAUCACCAUAAUGAAAUUACACAUGCAUUCAAGGUUAAUAUAAAUGAACAAAUGGCAAUUAUAAGAAUUGUCAUUGGUUACUAAAAUAGACUUUGAACGAGCGUAGCGCAUAUUGUGUGGGCGGUAUGCGUGUACUUCAAUGAAGCACGCAAAUGGUUUCCCACGUGGGGUACUCGUACACGUCGUUGUAAAUGCAACGUGAUUCUAUCGUAAACACGUUUCAUUUAUUUUUAUCCCACAACAUUACAAAUCAAUAAGAUUACGAACGAUGAGUAUUCGUUACUUCCGUAAAUUAUUAUAGAUUUAUCUUAUCGUAGUAGUAUACAUGUAUAUCAUGUUGAUUUAUAAAAAAAUAAAAUUCUUGCUACGCAAUAAUUCAUCCUCACCUUUAUUUCAGUUAUAUAUUUAACAUAGAUAUAUAAAUAAAAUGUACAUUUGCAGUGAAAUUUAUUUUUAUUUAUUGAAUAUUUUCUAUUAAUUAAUAUUUAUGUAUUUCAAACAAUUAAUUAUUUCAGAAAAUAUUAAUUUUUAAAUAAUUUUAAAUUGAUGACCUGAUUUAUGAAUUCCUGAGUUUAUCAUUCUUUCGAGCGGAUUUAAUAAACGGAUUCUUAAGUUCAACAGGAACCUGGUGGAGGUAUUGACUGUUUCUGUUUGACCUACCUCACUGUGGAAACACUAGAACCGCAGUAUAUCGAUUCCAAGCAAAGGAUUCCACGAUGACACACUUUAAAUCUGCCUCUUAGAUUUAAAGAUAAAAAUAUUAAUAUUAAUUUUUCAGAAUAUCAUUAUAAUAAUAGAAAUAAUAGAUUGAUAUAUAUUAAUUCUGUAAUAUUUUUAAAUUCAA